AGAAUACAACAGUCUGUGAUGUGAUGGAAGUAUGGAAGUAGAUUUUUAGGGCGUCUGGUGUUGUGCAGACGUGUUGUGCCGUGCUGUUCGUUCGGUUUCUUCGAACAAAUCCACACAAUACGGACUCUUUGCUCAUUUUUUAUUUGGAUACUUUGUUCCGUUGCUGUGUUUGUGAUAUGUACCUGUGAUUUAAACAAAUGGACUGAUGACCUGAACCCGAGCCAUGUCUUCUGCCAUUUGCCAAAACUUCGUGCAGAAUGCUUGGAAGAAGGAACUGUGCUCUAACUGCUUCAAAUCGAAAGACGAACACGCAGACCGCCCCAAACCCAAACCCAUCACCUUGAUCUCGAACGACACCAUCGCAGGGAUCAUCAAAACCAACAAAUUCAAACCCAAAAGAUCGGUUUGCUUUACGAAAGAUUUGUCCGAGAUCAUCGGGUUUGGCGGCGAGGACUGGGAGUCGGACGGCGAAGACACCAACGAUGACAGCGAAUCCAGCGAGGACGACUUCGUGGCCGAGUCGGAAGAAGAAGAGUCGGAGAAAGAACUCAAGAGAAUCACGAAGGAGAACACCGAUUUUAACACGACUAGUUUAAAGUACGAACCAGCGGUGAAGAAAACCACUCAGUUGUUACUAGGUAAACCCAUCGUGGACUCCAGCGGGCGCAAACAAACCCUCAUGGUAUCGGUGACUCCAUUCGGGGAAGACGCCCCUCCGAGCCCGAAGAGGUUCAUCAAGAGCAUAUCGCACAUCCCGAUUUCGAAAAGCAGCAACAAAGAAAGCGUGCCUGAAGCCAAACAAACCAGCGUCGUGUUGACUUCAUACACGAAGAACGAAGAUGAAUCGGUUAACACGGAAGAAAAGUCGCUGCUUGACGAAAUCACCGAAACGCUAGAGAACAGCAAAAACCCGAUCCAAAUCAUGUCGCGGAAAAAAAUCCAGAAAGAGAUCGUUCUAGCAGUGUCGAAGGACGACAGUAACAAAGAAAACAUCAAAGAGGAGAAUAAGUCGUCGAAAGUGGUGGAACGCAAGGUGGGUCUGUCACGAACUCCAGCCCUCAAGCGAGACCAAGAAAAACCAGUGGUGUACCAAACAUCCACCGCGAAGAUCGAGCUCAACACCAAGAACACCAAACUCAAGAAAAACGUUAAAACUGAUAAGGAUGAAAAGACUGACCAUGAACCUGAAGAAACUCCAGCAGUCCAAGAACCUCUCAAAGUCGUUUUACCCCCAAAAACCGUGUUUCCUCAAAGUCGCGAACAAGCCGGAGAGCCUGACGGACGUGCCGACCCUGACACCGUCACCGAACCACCGGCGCUCCCCCUCACUCCCCCGCCGCUCCUCGAGGGUCAAAACUCCUUCCUCCACAACACCCCCAUCUACGAAAAACCUAAAGUCCCGUCCAAACCUGCAACCGUUUUGAUUCGUAAACCUCAGCCUGCGCAGCACCCAGAAGUCAAGAACCAAAUCCUCACGACGUUUAGUGUUGAGGAGCACAAGACUCUACUGUGUAAACAAGAUUCAACUGGGUCUGAGCGUGCCGUGAAUAAGCGAAGAGCGCCGAAGCCGCCCGAAGACCAAACCUAUGCCCGGAAUUCUCUCAAUGCGAUCAAGGGCGACUCGCCUGUGGUUCGGGAGAAGGAGAAACGGGAGAGAGCGAGUUCGUGUAGUCCGAAGAUCCGCGACCUGGAGGAGAUUAGUAUCCCGGAACCGGCCCCCAGGAAGAUGUUGUCGGUGUCUACGGAUAGCUUGGCGAGCGAAGAGAAGCGAAAAGAGAAGACCAAAGGUCGCUUCUCGUUGAAACGGUUCCUCCGCAUGGGGUCUAGUAAAGAAGGACCCAAAGUGGACUCGUUGAAGUACGAGGAGUUAGAAGGGCCACCGUUGCCUAAACCUAGGUUGGUCAUCGUGCAUCCAUCGGAGCUGAAUGGUGCAAGAGUAGAAGUAGUGGCCAAAGCUAGUCAGGAUCAAGGCGACUACCAAAACAUUAGUGUGCAAAGGUACUCAGAAGUGCCCAAUGGGCACGACUACGAGAAUUAUGCGGUGAAGGCGCAGAAGCCGCCGCCCCCACCUAGAAACAUCGACGAGAUGGACUACAAGCCGAACUUGCCGCACCCACCGAAGUCAGUCGAGAUUCUAAAGAAACAAAAGCAGUUCAAUAGUAGUACCACGAACGGGAAGAAGGCGGAAACCGUGUAUGCGAACAUCGGGGAAGUGCGGUCGGCUAUUGUUCCGAACAAACCACAACGAACAGCGAGCAUGAGAGAACACGACGCACUGCAACAAAAACAGGAGAGGAAGAACUCGAACAACACGUAUGAGCCCAUUAAUGUCAAUAGUAUGGAUAAUGGAGAGAACGUCUAUGAUUAUAUCAACGGUGGAAGAUCAAGUUCGCCGGAGUCUGAUUCUAGUCCACACAAAAAUAGUCCUACUUCUAAGACUGCUAGGUUGAAUAAGAGGUCCGAAAGUAGCAUUGACGUUUCAGGCGACUAUUUCAAAUAUAGCAACAUCCCACGAUCGCUAUCGCUUACGUACUGUGGUAGUGAGACAGAGUCGGAGAUUUAUUCACCCUACAGCUUCUACGGAAGUGAAUCAGAAGUGACCGAAGAUGAUCACGACUGGAUUCAAAACGGGCGCACCCACAAACUCCGCUCUCGGAAAGGACGAAGCAUUGUACAUAAAAACCUUGAAGAUAAUUACGGCGCUGUCAUUGUUGCCAACCACGAAGCGCUAGCUCAAGUACUCGAAAACAUUCAACAAAUCAGCCACAUUCAACCCGCUCUCAGAGGCUUGAAAUCUUUACCCAACUUGCGCUGGACUGAUUUUUCGGUUAAAUCCACCACCCAACCGGUGACAGUUGGGUGCAGGACGUUCCAACACGCUGUAUGGAACACCCAGCACGUCACUCUUGUUAUUAACACAGGCGCUGUACCAUCAAGCACUGUCGCUCUAGGAACUUACAGUUUAUCAGCGAUUACCGAAUUCAGCGAUCUUAUACCGGCGAAAUUCGCUUGCGUGGAUAGCGACGACAACAAGUACAUUCAAGCCACCGUUGGAGUAUUACCAUGGCUGCAAAUCAGCACUAUUCAGUCGUACAGUGACACCUUGAAACUCAAAGGGUCGCAAACCCACGAAGAAACGUGGAAAGAUGCGAGUUUUAUUAUGUUACAGUUGGUAAACGCGUUGAAGAUUCUGCAAGCUCAAGGCAUUGAAGAAUUGGCGCUGUCGCUCAAUAGUUUCAUUCUUUGUAAAGAAAUGGAUAAAGAAAGUCAUGUGAGAUUAUGCGUGUUGCAGGGUCUCGGUGAAGAUUUACACCUAAAACCCGACUGCGACGAAUACGGGACUUUAUGUAUGUGCGCAGCCAAAGCGCUUUCGUUGCUCCAACCCACCGCCCGCAUAACCCCCCUCAUCCAGUCGCUCCUGAAGAACGAACGCGCCGUCACUCUAACCCAGGUCAAGUCCAUCCUCGAGUUUUGUCUAUGGGGCCCGUCAGAUGUCGCCCUCGGUAGUACGAUCCGCGAACGCGAGCUGGCGCUGCAGCGGUGGCUGGAUCUGCAGCGCGCCACGGUCUUGCAUGGUCUGGUGUGCACCAGGGUGCAGCUCACCGUCUACGAAGAGUGUCACUUGUUUUUCCUGGUGAGGAGCAACGCACGGAUGAUGUGCGACGCGUCGUUGCUACUGGAAUCCAGUAGUAUGAAGCAUGGACACAAAUAAAAGGCGUUCAAUUUUCACUGUUUAUUUUAAUGGGUGUGCAGGCAAUUGUUAAUGUUAAAAUGUUUUAUUGUAUAUUGUUAUUAACUGUACAUAUUGUUAUCCCUGUGACUGCCAUUGACAUUUUUCUAUUGCAGCUGGAGUGUUAGUAUUGUGGAAAUGUCCGUUUUACAUGAAUUAAAAUGCUUGUAUUUAAAUACUUUUUGUAAUAUUUUUGUAAACAACACAAUCAACAAUAAAAUUGAUAAAUAAGA
This is a messenger RNA of Zophobas morio, 3963 nucleotides long. RefSeq lists its product as uncharacterized. The coding region runs from base 224 to 3712 and encodes 1162 amino acids. The transcript is spliced from 7 exons. NCBI's taxonomy places the organism in Eukaryota, Metazoa, Arthropoda, Insecta, Coleoptera, Tenebrionidae. The record is from RefSeq and is a predicted model, not a curated record.